CUCUCUCUUCUCUCUCUCUCUCUCACACAGACACACACACAGCGACAUGGCAUUUCAGGACCACCACCACCACCAUCAUCUAUCCCAAGAAAUUCCCCUCCACUACCCGGACCACAACCACCACCCCUCCGCCACCGCCGCCGCCGUCUUCCGCUCCAUCCUCCCCGAUCACCACCUCUCCCCAGACGACAAGCCACCGGCCCCCGCCGCCGCCUGGCUCAACAACUCAGGCCUCCACCACCACCAGUGGCUCCCCACCCAGAGUCAACCCAGCCCACCUACCCCGCCCGACAGCACCAACGAUCACCUCCCAGGCGGAGGCGGCGCAGGAGAUAGGAGCCACGGCAACGGCGGCGGCGGCGGCGGCAACUGGGAGAGAGAAAGGUGCAAAGCGGAUAUUCUGAACCAUCCGCUGUACGAGCAGUUGCUGUCGGCGCACGUCUCGUGCCUCCGCAUAGCAACGCCAGUGGACCAGCUGCCGAGGAUCGACGCCCAGCUGGCUCAGUCACAGCAGGUCGUGGCCAAGUAUUCCGUUCUUGGACAAGGUCAACAGCCCCUCGAUGAUAAGGACCUCGACAAUUUCAUGACACAUUAUGUUCUGCUUCUGUCAUCAUUUAGAGAACAACUACAGCAACAUGUGCGUGUUCAUGCUAUGGAAGCAGUCAUGGCUUGCUGGGAGCUUGAGCAGUCGUUGCAAAGCUUGACAGGUGUGUCGCCAGGCGAAGGUACAGGGGCAACCAUGUCGGAUGAUGACGAAGAGCAAGUAGAAAGUGAAAGCAACCUUUUUGAUGAAACUUUGGACGGGCCUGACAGCAUGGGAUUCGGGCCCUUAGUACCAAGCGAGACCGAGAGGUCUUUAAUGGAACGUGUGAGGCAAGAAUUGAAACACGAGCUCAAACAGGGUUACAAGGAGAAAAUCGUGGACAUUAGAGAGGAAAUAUUACGGAAAAGGAGAGCCGGAAAACUGCCCGGAGAUACCACAUCUGUCUUGAAAGCUUGGUGGCAGUCGCAUUCCAAGUGGCCUUAUCCAACUGAGGAAGACAAGGCAAGGCUGGUGCAGGAAACAGGUUUGCAACUGAAACAGAUUAACAAUUGGUUCAUCAACCAACGUAAAAGGAACUGGCACAGCAACCCUUCUUCUUCAUCUUCUCAGAAAAGCAAGCGCAAGAGUGGCGCAGGUGAUAAGACAGUGAAUUAGCUACAUGUCGAAAAAGAAUUGCAAGCGAAAAUGGAGGAUUCCUUCUUCUAUGACAACAGUUAAAUCCAGAAAGUUUGGGUAAAAAUUUAAGAAUGAGACAGGAAAUGAAAGAUCAAUUGCAGUAGCUGUUUUAAGGUAUAUUUUGACACUGGCUGGCUUAGUAGACAUGACAAAAUGUUUUUAAAACUGGAUAUUUAAAGCUACUUUGGUAUAUUGACCUUGUUUAAAUAUCAAGCAUAUAUGUGUUCGAGUUUGGAGGUUUUGUUUGUACUGUGUUUUUGUUGAGGAAGUUGCUAUUUUUAUCCCGUUUUGAAGACGCAAUAAGUUUUUCAC
Messenger RNA from Striga asiatica, 1531 nucleotides. The record is from the annotation of a GenBank genome assembly. Lineage: Eukaryota; Viridiplantae; Streptophyta; Magnoliopsida; Lamiales; Orobanchaceae.